Molecule: messenger RNA, 5138 nt
Organism: Dunckerocampus dactyliophorus (ringed pipefish)
Lineage: Eukaryota; Metazoa; Chordata; Actinopteri; Syngnathiformes; Syngnathidae
Gene: gpr156
Product: G protein-coupled receptor 156
Exons: 10
Coding region: 211-2511 (766 amino acids)
Biological process (GO): gamma-aminobutyric acid signaling pathway; G protein-coupled receptor signaling pathway
Cellular component (GO): membrane; G protein-coupled receptor heterodimeric complex
Molecular function (GO): G protein-coupled GABA receptor activity
Source: RefSeq, a predicted model, not a curated record
ACUCUCAGUGUGGUGAGCUUCUCCUGAUAGGAGCGUGCGUGGAAACUUCGAGGUGUGCUUUUCAAAGUGUGAUUCUUCUUAUGGAAAAGUGUGAGGAGCUGACAUUGGAGCGUAUUAAAAGAUGACACCUCCUCAUCUCGUCAACAUGGAAGCAGACGUCGGGCUCAUCCUGAGGAUGUGUGCAUGAAAGUGGACUGACUGAGGGCAAUCAUGGAGCCUGAGUGGAACUGCAGCUUCCACUGUGAGUCAGCACACUGCCUCAUCCACUCAGGGGUCAACAGGCAGGAGAGCAUGGACGUGAUGUACAGACUGUGCACUCUCAGUAAGAUGACUGUAGAUCCACCGAGGCGCUCCCUCUCCCCUGUGCUGAGCGCCGUGGUGUGGACGCUGCUCUCCUGCGGCAUCCUGCUGACCUUCUGCUUCCUGCUCUUCACGCUGCGCUUCAAAAACAACAGGAUAGUGAAGAUGUCCAGCCCCAACUUGAAUGUCCUGAGCCUCUUUGGAAGCGUCCUCACCUACAGCAGCGGCUUCCUGUUUGCCAUGGACGGGCGGCCACACCCGCAGAUGGAGGAAUCAACGGCGGUGCUCCAUGCUCGGGUUUGGACUCUGUGUCUAGGCAGCACCAUGGUGUUUGGGCCUAUUUUGGGGAAAACCUGGAGGCUGUACAGGGUGUUCACCCAGAGAGUGCCUGACAAGAGAGUGAUCAUCCGAGACAUCCAGCUGAUGGCCAUGGUUGCCCUCCUGAUCCUGGUGGACCUGCUGGUUCUUACUGCCUGGAACCUCACUGAUCCCAUCCGCUGUUCUCGAUCAGUCGGUGCGCUCGUUAAGAUGGUGGAGAAAGACGUAUUCUACUCUUUGUCUCAACAUGAGUCCUGUUCUUCUGUGUAUUCGCAUCUGUGGGUUAUCAUAAUAGCUGUUAAAAAGGGUUGUCUCCUCCUCUAUGGGACGUAUCUAGCCGGCCUAACCAGCAACGUCAGCCACCCUCCGGUCAACCAGUCUCCCACCAUCCUAACGGCUGUCACUUUGGUGACGCUCUGCUCCACCGUGGCCGUCCCCGUGUCCGUCUUCAUGCAGGCUUGGCCCAACGUGGUUUACAGCACUGUGGCUGGAGCCAUUUUCAUCUGCACGCUGGCUACUAACUGCAUGCUGUUUGUGCCUCAGCUGACAGAGUGGCGAAACUUUGAAGAGGAUCAGAACAACCCGGGUCAGAUGGCCAAGUAUUUCAGCAGUCCCAGUAAGAGCCAGCCGUCAGUCUACAGCCAAGACGACAUCUACUUCCUCUUGGGGGAGAACAACUCCAUGAAAAAACUGCUCAAUGAGAAGAACGCAGUGAUUGACAGCUUGCAGGAGCAGGUGAACAACGCCAAAGAUAAGCUUCUACGUCUGGUGUCAGCGAGCCAGCUGUCGGUGAAGCAGGAAGAUGUGGACUCCUCCAACCUCCACUCCUCCUCCACUCAGACUACGGAACUUCAGUCCUGUGACUUUGCGGCUUCUCUACCUCAGUCCAGACUCUCGCCCCCGCCACCUGUUUUACCUCGUCUCAUGGCCGCUGGUGGUCCAGGGUCUUCUGAGCUGGUCCCUCCACCAGACUACAUAGCUGCCCUCUCUCCUCCCCCCGGUGGGUUGGAUGCAGAUCCAUGUAAGCCCACAGCAGAGGAUGCAGUCCUCCAGGCGUCAGGCUCACUUAGGACAGCAGAGGAGACGGCUCACUUUGUCACUUCUGUACAAUCGCAUAGACUGCUGAACCCUUCUGAGGUUGAAACCUUUAGCAAGUGUCCAACCUCCCCCUUGGGACCAAGCACCAAACCGAAUGGCUUUGUUAGUAGCGAGAAGUUGCAAGAGAUCCUCCAAGAACUGAGUGUGGACACAGUCUUGGCCAGGAGGCCUUCUCAUAUUAAAUUCAAAGAGGACUCCUCGCUUUCCCCCAUGUCCUUAAGGACACCCCGCUCCCCUAACCCUCCUUUAGUCUUCCGCUACCCCAGCAUCUCCCCCUACGCCAUGAGGAAACGCCGACCACCCUUCCAUUCGCCGAGACGAGGUAUGGCUCCACCUUGUUUGUACACAGAGGCUGCUGGCUGUAGGCGGAUGAGGGACAGCUGCGGGGCCUGGAAGCCAAGCAAGCAUCCUGAAGGAGUCACACUAAAUGGGGGCGUCGCAGUGGAUGGUACUCUCCUCCAGAUUCCCCUCGAGGUGCAGGAGCAGGAUGAAGAAGGCUUGGCUUCUGACAGAUGUGCUUCAGAACAUGCCUCUGAUGUGGACGCGGGCAGCGACGCCGAGCAGCGCUGCGGACACCAGGCGGACCCUUGCCGGUACUGGGAGUCAGACUCGAGCAGCUCAACAGACUACUGUUUCUACCAUCGACCCUACUGCGACUCCUGCUUGCAACGAGGAUCUCUCCUGUCCUCAGACUCGUCCUCGGACUCUUCAGACAGCGAGUAUGAAGGUUACGGCCUUUAUCGCUCUCCACAUCCUGUUGUGUUCAAGGAAGACCUCAAGCCAACACUUGUGUAAACAGGCACAAUUUAGCUAAAUUUAGCACCAUUUAGCUAAAAUUAGCCUCAAGGAUAACUUUGAUAUCGAUUAAGCUCAUCUCUGUUUCGUUUAGUGCAAUUCAUUUGACUGCAUUGACAUUUGAUUUCAAUGUCAUGAUAUUUAACAAUGCAAACAGUAUCGUGAGUACAUCCCUCACACUUCAGAAACAUUUUGUUACAAUAUUACACAAAUGAAACUUGGAUAAAACUUGGAAGAUAGUACAGUUGUCCCUCGUUUAUCGCAGGUAACUGGUUCCAGACCCAACCAUGACAUGGGAAUUUCUGCGAAGUAAGAGUUUUUAUUUAUGAAUGGGAUAUUUUCAUUGUUAGAGCAUAGAAAACCUGUUGACAACCUUCUAAAUAUGUUUUUUUUUUUACAUUAUUAGAGCAAAAAGGCAUAAUAUAUGGAGAAAAAGUAGAAAUGUUGAUGCUAAUAACACAAAGCUGACAUGUAAGCCAUUUUUUAAUCAACUUUGUAGCAUACAGGAUUGGUAUUACCGGUAGCAUUUUUUUACAAAAUUAAAAAUGUCAACAUGUAUUAAUAUCAAAUGUAACUCAGCAUGUCAUAGGACAUGUUGGAAUUCAUUCAAUUAAUUUCCCCCAAUGAACCACAGCUACCUGGUGCACUCAUGCAGCUGCAGACCAUGGCACUACCACCACCAUGCUUGACCGUAGGCAAGACACAAUUAUGUUGUGUUGGCAGCUAUUUAGACAAUAAUGUGUUUUCAGAAGACAGUAAAUCUGUACCGCUAUACAAGCUGUACCCCGACUACUCUAAAGUAUGUCCAAUUUCAUUUCCAUAGUAUUCCCUUAAGAAGAUACACUGUAACGAAAAUGCUUGCUGAAAUAUUUUGCGGGAUACCAUACAUGGAAAUCUGUUUAUUUUACAAAACCGGUGCAGACCUCGAGCUCUUGAACACUCUCCGGACACUUUAUAAGGUACACCUGCAUCAUCUAAUGACGAGCUGUAGCCAAAAACAUAGACAAUAAUGCAGUGGACUAUACCAAACGGUGCUUCUUAUUGCAUUUAUUACCAUACAGUUCUUACAUUGGAUCACGCAGGGGUACUUUAUAUUCAUGAUGUGGCAGGUGAGUGUAAUUUGCACAUUUACAUAAUAUAUUUUUAUAAUUGACAGAUUCAAGUGUGUAAAAAUACACUGGGGACUACCGAUAGCGCAUCGUCGAUGAAAAAUGUAAGGAGUGCUAUAUUUAUUAUGUUAUUUAUUUCGACAUGUUACUUUCUAUUUUACUUCACUAGUAUUGCACUUCAGUGAAAAUUAGUUUGAAUGUAUAACUAGAGUGUUUUACUUUGUCAGUAUGACGUCAACAUGAGGCGGACGUUUCAUGAAAUGUUUUGUACUUCCUGCGUGUUGGCCUAAAAGGGCGCAAAGACACCCCACUGGCCCUCAAACGCUCGCGUGGUCUUAUGUUUUGUUUUUUUUUUCUAACUGAUUGCAUGAAGAGCUAAACACAAAGUGUAGACACUUAAUUCAUGCCACCGACUCGCCAGAGGGCAGAAACCAAACAGAAUUCUUCUACCGGAGUCUAUGCUGCUUAUUUCAUUUAGAACUUCGUCAGACACUAAUUGCUCUGACAGUGAGGGGUCUUAAGAAGUACAAUAUGGGGCAACAAGGCAUAAUUUAGACACCAAUUUACCUUUUCAACACAGCACUUUCAGCUUAUUUCGUUCUCUUUCCUUGAAUUAUUUUUGCUCUGCUGCCUUAUUUCUGGGCCACUCUUCAUUCUGCGUAUUGAAGCACUGAAGGGCAGACUGGGAGGAGGAAUUCUCUUUGUAGAGUACAACACAAGGCGAUACAAACCACACAAAAGACUCUGCCAGCUUUAGUAUGUGUGGGAGGCAAAGUCUUCCUGACAAACUAAGAUUAGCCUGUUACUCUCCGAUAUGAACGAUACUGGUGGCAAAUCUCUAUUGAAUAUGAAGUUAUUGUUUUUUGAAACACACAUUUGCUGCUCAUAUGAGCAUGCUCUUGAGACACCAUUAGAACAUCAUUAAAAAGUCACAAUUGCGUAAUAGUGGACCUUUAAGGUGCAGUAAUUCCUUGUUUAUCGUGAUUAAUAGGUUCCAUAUCCGACCGUGAUAGGUGAAUUUCUGCAAAGUAGGAUCCCUUAUUUAUAAAUGGAAUAUUUCCAUAGUUUGAGCAUAGAGAGCAUGUUUAUGACCUUCUAAAUAGGUUUUUUUAACAUUAAUAAAACCCUCUAGAGAUGAAAUAACACCCCUUUAGUCACCGCUACACUUGUAUUACCCGAUAUAGUAGACAUAAGAGUAAAAAAGCCAUUUAAGACAUAAAUAAGACUCAUGCCCAUGUGUGUUGCUACAAAUGUAUUCCCAAGGGGAGCAGAGUAAGUCGUGGACAGGAAGCGACAUUGGGAGUUCAGAGAUGAGGUUCAUCUUGCCGUGGGUUACUGCUGCAACAGUAGCUUGUGUUUUCAUUAGGAAUUUUUAUUAGGGAUAAUUGUGCCUGUUGUGAGGUCAGUCAUUCAAACCUGCAAUAAAAGCCUGUUGUUUCUGCAAUCAAAUGUCUGGUGCCUGUAUGUCUGACCAAACAUGACACUUACUGCCACCUACUGACCAGUGGAGAGUAUUAC